AUGCGCUGUGCGGGUAAGGAGGUGUACGGCAAGUUUAUGGACAUCUAUCGCAAGCAAACCUUAGAUCUCCCCGUUCCACGCUCGUGCAAGUCAAUGUUUCAUUUCGCGAAAGAAUUGGAUUGCGAGAGCUUGCAAACACUCGCCUUGAACCAUCUGAAGGAGCAGCUGUCGAAAGAGACGAUCCUGACUGAACUCUUCAGCGAAUUUACUUCGCACCAUGAGGAAGUGCAGAAGGCAGUAUUCUUAAGGAAUACUAGGGAGAUUUGA
This is a messenger RNA of Sparassis crispa, 267 nucleotides long. RefSeq lists its product as hypothetical. Bases 1 to 267 code for a protein of 88 amino acids. Lineage: Eukaryota; Fungi; Basidiomycota; Agaricomycetes; Polyporales; Sparassidaceae. The record is from RefSeq and is a predicted model, not a curated record. The transcript has 3 exons.